AUGCCGGAGCUGGCUUCAAAGGGCGCCACCAUUUCCAAGAAGGGCUUUAAGAAAGCCGUAACGAAGACACAGAAGAAAGAGGGCAAGAAGCGCAAGCGCAGCCGCAAGGAGAGCUACUCGAUUUACAUCUACAAGGUGCUCAAGCAGGUGCACCCUGACACUGGCAUCUCCUCCAAGGCCAUGAGCAUCAUGAACUCGUUUGUCAAUGACAUUUUUGAGCGUCUCUCUGCUGAGGCGUCGCGCCUGGCGCAUUACAACAAGCGCUCGACCAUAACCUCUCGCGAGAUCCAGACGGCCGUGCGCCUGCUGCUGCCCGGCGAGUUGGCCAAGCACGCUGUGUCCGAGGGCACCAAGGCCGUCACCAAGUACACCAGCUCCAAGGCCCAGCUACGGUUCCCAGUGGGACGUGUGCACCGCCUGCUGCAUAACGGCAACUACGCGGAGCGUAUCGGCGCCGGCGCGUCUGUGUACCUGGCGGCCGUGCUGGAGUACCUGGCGGCCGAAAUCUUGGAGCUGGCGGGCAACGCGGCCCGCCACAACAGGAAGACACGCAUCGCCCCGCGCCACCUGCAGCUGGCCAUCCGCAACGACGAGGAGCUCAGCAAGCUGCUGGGCAAGGUGACCAUCGCGCAGGGCGGCGUGCUGCCCAACAUCCAGGCCGUGCUGCUGCCCAAGAAGACCGAGAGCCACCACAAGGCCAAGGGCAAAUAAGGAGCAAAGCGUAGCGUUCAAAACCAAAGGCUCUUUUCAGAGCCACUCAAGUGUCCGAGAAGGAGCUGAGGCAAAGCGUGACUGACAAGCCGGCCGGUUUGGCUCUGGAUAGAGCGUUGGCCCAGGCUGGAGGGUCCCGGGUUUGGUUCCGGGUCAAGGGCACGUGCCCGGGUCGCGGGCUCCAUCCCCGGUGGGGGUGUAUGUGCCGGAGGCAGCCGAUCAAUGAGUCUCCUCGUUGAUGUUUGUGUCUCUUCCUUUCGCUCAGAAAUCAAUAAAAAUACU
Molecule: messenger RNA, 993 nt
Organism: Eptesicus fuscus (big brown bat)
Lineage: Eukaryota; Metazoa; Chordata; Mammalia; Chiroptera; Vespertilionidae
Product: histone H2B type 1-A-like
Exons: 2
Coding region: 1-711 (236 amino acids)
Cellular component (GO): nucleosome
Molecular function (GO): protein heterodimerization activity; structural constituent of chromatin; DNA binding
Source: RefSeq, a predicted model, not a curated record